Molecule: messenger RNA, 4350 nt
Organism: Carassius auratus (goldfish)
Lineage: Eukaryota; Metazoa; Chordata; Actinopteri; Cypriniformes; Cyprinidae
Product: afadin-like
Exons: 13
Coding region: 1-2967 (988 amino acids)
Biological process (GO): regulation of protein localization
Cellular component (GO): adherens junction
Molecular function (GO): cell adhesion molecule binding
Source: RefSeq, a predicted model, not a curated record
AUGCAGUGCCAUUUAGGUCGAGCUGAUAUCUCAAUGAGUGGCACAGUCCUGCAGCCAGAUGGCCCGUGUCAGAUGAUGACCUCUGACCCGGGAUAUAGGACGAAGAAUUUAGAGAGGGGUGCCGGACAGGACAAGCUUGGUAUUUACAUCAAGUCUGUUGUCAAAGGGAGGUGCAGCAGACAUAGUGAGUUUGGCUCGGUUUCUGAUGUUCUUUAUGGGCAAAUGCAGAUGAAGUGUGAUUUCGCAUACUUGCUAGAUGGGCGUCUGGCUGCUGGAGACCAGUUGCUCAGCGUGGAUGGAAGAAGUCUGGUUGGCCUCUCGCAGGAGAGGGCGGCGGAAUUGAUGACACGAACCGGGUCUGUUGUAACGCUCGAGGUGGCCAAACAGGGAGCCAUUUACCACGGCCUGGCCACGCUCCUCAACCAGCCCAUCCCCAUGAUGUCCCGCGACCAAAGAGUGAGGGCUUUGAGCUCUAACAACAACUCUGUGCAGAACGGCUCGCCUGAGAGCCCUCAGGGCACGUGGGACACCUAUCCUGAACCAAAGAAGGAGGACAGGUUGUUGAAGAACCGUGCAGACCACCGAUCAAGCCCAAACGUUGCUAACCAGGCCCAGAGUCCAGGCGGGAAGCCUGUUUACCCAGGAGCACCAGGAAAGAUCACUUCGGUCUCGACUGGUAACCUCUGCCCUGACGAGGAGCCCUCUCCACCCCAUCCAGAGGCGUAUCCCAUCCCCACUCAGACAUACCCAAGGGAAUACUUCACCUUCCCAGCCUCCAAAUCUCAGGAUAGGAUGGGCCCUGGCCAGCCCUGGCAAAACAAUGAACCGGAGCCUCUCCCCCCUAUGGAUAACCACUCUAAUAACAGCAUGGCUAUGCAGCGGGUGGCGCGCUCUCAGGAGGAGCUGUGCGAGAUGCCGGGUGGAUACCCAGGAGAACGCCUGCGUCAGGAAGACCUGAUGCACCUGCAGCAGCAACAGCGUGAUGCCGAGUACCAGCGAGGCAGUGGGGAGCACUGGAACCACCAGACGUCCUCUUCGGUGGAGUCCAGCACCUCCAGCCAAGAGCACCUCAACUACUCGUCGUCUUCCGGCUCCAGGAUCCAAGGCAACCACAAGACCGGCCCUGGCCGCUGGAAGACCCCGAUAGCACCCCACUCCGGCCCCGUGGGUGUCUCCCAACCUUCCCGUUCAGAUCUUCCACCUCCUCCUCCUCCUCCUGUGCACUACGACUACGAGCCACAAACAGACCUGCCGCUCCCUCCACCGCCCUCUGUCACUCAGCAACAGGCAGCGGCCGCCGCAGCCAUGGCUGACCGCAAGAAACGCGAGGAGCAACAGCGCUGGUAUGAGAAGGAAAAAGCUCGGCUUGAAGAAGAGCGAGAGAGAAAGAGAAGAGACCAGGAGAGGAAGCUGGUGCAAAUUCGCAACCCUCCCGGACCAGUCAUGCACAACAACCAGCACGGCCCAUUGCCACCCGCCCCACAGCACCCACAGAUGCCCCAUCCACAGCCUCCCAUGCAGGUGCCCCAACCGUACCAUCCCCCGGUCCAGCUGCCCCAGCCGCCACAGCCACAACCCGCUCGACCUGACAGGCUAUCCAGCCUUCCCCGCCAGCCGCCACAGGACACAGUAAUUCGUGACCUCUUGCCCCAGCAGCAGCCACGCACCAUCGAAAGACGUGACCUGCAAUACAUCACCAUCAGCAAAGACGAGCUGUCCGCCAGCGACAGCCUAUCACCCGACCCCUGGAAGAGGGACGCCCGAGAGAAACUGGAGAAGCAGCAGCAGCUUCACAUCGUGGAUCUUCUAGACAAGGAGAUCCAGGAGCUUCAGGCCAAACCUGAACGCACGGCUGAGGAGAACGACCGUCUGCGCAAACUCAUGCUGGAGUGGCAGUUCCAGAAGAGACUGCAGGAGUCCAAGCAGAACGAGGAGGAUGAGGAGGAGGAGGAUGACGAAGAUGUAGACACCACGCUAAUUAUGCAGAGAUUGGAGGCUGAGAAGAGAGCACGGCAGACUGCUGUUCCAGCAAUCUCUGUACUAGACUUGCUGCAGGACGAGGAGCGGCGACGGAAACAGCAGUUAGAGGAAAUCCGUAAGCGUGAGGCAGAAGAGCGAGCCAAACAGGAGGAGGAGAGACGCUGGAGAGAGGAGGAGAGAGCCAGACGAGAGGCCGAGGAGAAGAGGAGACAGGAGGAAGAGUACUACACCCGCCUGGAGGCAGAGCGGCGCCGGCAGCACGAGGAAGCCGAGCGCAAGCUGCUGACGCCAGACGAGCCUGGUCUGUACAGACCCCCACUACCCCGGGACUACCAGCCCCCUUCUCCCGCAAGCACCCCCGCCACUAACAACAACAGCGCCCCUCCGCCCCCGCCUCAGAGAAACACCUCCUACCUCAAAACCCAGGUCACCUCCCCUGACACCAUAUACACUGCCAAGUUUGUCUCAUACAAUGACGAGGAGGAGGAGGAGGAUGAGGAGGACGCGGGCCUAACAGGUCAGGUUAAGCUCUCGGCCACCCGGAAGUCCUACGGUGACCUUCCGCCCGCCCCAAAGCCCCAGCCGCCGCCAACCGCGCGCAAGCCCCGUCCCGUCUCAGAUGGCAUCUUUCUGUCCAACUCAUUCCAGCUGCCCACAGCGGCCAAUGCCAACAGUACUGCUCCCAAGACAGGGCAGCCCCCUCUCCCUCCCGCCAAACCCAGCCUCAUCCCAUCGGCCAACUCGAAAGGAUUUAAUUCAUACACUGGAAACACUACAGGACUAGGAUCAGGAGAGAUUUACAAAGACCCGCGAGAGAAGUGGACAAAAGGCGGCCCCGAUCAGGAGAACACAAUAGGAGGAGCUCCAGAAAGCCUGACAUUUAAGGAGCGCCAGAGACUCUUCUCACAGGGAAAGGAAGUAUCGAAUAAAGUCAAAGCGUCCCGGAAGCUCAUGGAACUGGAGAACGAACUGAACAUAAAGCAGUAGCGAAGAGCCCUAGCAGAACUAAUUGCCAAUAUGUGACCCAUCCCUGGAGAAAAAAAAAACACAAAACACACCCAGUCAUUUCCAAACCUUCUUUUUGGGUUUCUUUAAAUAACUGGACUAUUAAGUAUCAUUUAGCUGCAAUAAGAGACGAUAUUCCAUAAAUUCCCUUGAAAGAUAUAUUAUAAUAAAGCACUGUAAAUUGUUUUAAUUAUAUUACUUAGAAAACUGAAUUGACAUGGGUGUCUUUUUGUUUGUGAAAUGUUACUCGGAAAAUUACGCAUUCUUUGCUCAUUUUAUUUUUUUUAAUAGGCUGUAAUGUGGGAUAUUUUAUGGUGUUAUUUUAUUCUCUUUCUACUUUUUUUGUUUUGUUUUUUGUUUGUUUUUUGAAAGUAAGUGCCGAUAUACAGUUGUAGACCAAUGUAAACAGCUCUCAGUACAGAAUAGGGGUCUGCAUUGGUCCCCGAAUAUUAUCGAACAGCUCAACAGUAGCGCGUGAACUAAACUUAUAUAGGAGGCUCACGUUUUUUGUCGCACUCUUUAUUUUUUUCUAGCUGGUUCUUCCGCAUUAAUGGAUACACUGGCACCUUUCCGCCAAUUUCGUGUCCUGCAUUAAAAUGAUUUUGCUCCGAAAACGAGCAACCUUGUUAGCACCAUUUGUGAAUAUCCUUUGAGAAUGUAGUCAUUUUUCUUGAUUAUUUUAAUGUACCGUCUUGCAAGUCUGUCAUUCCGUAAAAGCGCUGAGGUUUACCACUUUUAUAAAACGUUUAGGAGUUUUUGCGUUUAAAUGCGAAGUAGCCAGCUGAUGUUGGCAAAGCAAAGGUUGAUGGUAGAAUAAUGUUAAUAAAAGGAGACGAUUUGAAUAAAGAGGUUUUGUUGAAAUGAGACGCAGGAGAUGCAGUUGAUUAGCAGGUAUUUAUUUGAACCUUACUGACAUAGUGACAGAUUAGUUUGUUUUUAUAAGUCUGGAUAGAUUCUGCAGGUUCGUUUUGAUGGAUGAGUGACAAACGUGAGAUUUAAACACAGUAGGCCACUAUCCGUUGUUUGGUUUGUGCAUUAAACGGCUUCCCUCAUCCCACAGUAUUGCAGAUGUUUAUUUAAAUGGAGGAUCCGGUCGUGUCUCUUCAGUUCGAAGCACCUGCGUCUUUUCAUUUAUAGUCUAGACCUGUUGGCGCCCAUGUAAAUAAUUUUCCACACAGACUUUGUAAAUCAAAUGAUGCAUAAGGGUAAUGUCAAUAUCCUUCCUUUUUUGCCACUUUGAGAAACAUAAACUGACACAUACACACCAGUCGUGUUUUCAUUUUAGGUUAAAUAUGAAUUCAUUUGAUUCAUUUUAAUGGUUGUUAAAUAGGCUUUUGUAAAUCAUAAAUAAAUAUGGAUUUUACA